AGUGUAUGUUUUAUGAAAUUUGACAUAAAUUUGGCGUAUUAGUAAUACAAAAGUUGUGAUUGGAACGUAGAGAAGAGAGAAGGGAAGAAGAGAAAGUAAGAAAAAAAGAAGAGAGUAAGAGAAUAUUAUCAAUUUAAUCGGUAUGCCGUGGAGUCAUAAAAAUGUGAUGUUCGCGAGGGUCGGUUCUGCCCUAUUUUACGGGUUAUCUUCAUUUAUGAUCACAGUUGUAAAUAAGACAGUGCUGACGUCGUUCGAAUUUCCAUCGUUUCAAAUGCUCGGCAUAGGACAAAUGUCGGCUACCAUCAUGUUACUUUUUGCAGCAAAGAAGUUGCGCUACGUUGAAUUUCCUAACCUAGAAGUAACAACGUGUGUCAAGAUAUGGCCAUUACCAAUCAUUUACAUCGUUUCAGGCUGGCCACUUCGAAGAUUAUUCAGCAGCACUGGCUGCUCGUCAUCCUUCACGAUGGAUUACGCGAAACAUCGUGUAUCUCUGUCGCCGGUGCAACGUGCAAUUUUGGCGGCCGGUGCAGCCGCGAUCUCAUUCGUUGAUCCUUUUCGCGGCGACAUGAUCGCAUGCUUGGGAGAAACGACCGGUACCGAUGCUCUUUCCUACUGUCAUCAAAAAAUGCUCGCAACCUCCGAGGGAUCUCGCAUUCUUGCCAGAAAACCACGUAUAUCCUCGUCUACGAUUGACUUUUCCGCGCUAAGACGAUUACCACAAGGAACACUUGGCAGGAUCUAUUGCGAUUUUUUGGACGUUAACAACGUGUCCCCCGAUUCUAGACCUGCGGUCAGAUUCGUUGAAGAUACUGAAUUAGCAUAUGUAAUGCAAAGAUAUCGAGAAACACACGAUAUUUAUCAUGCUCUACUUCUAAUGCCAACUACGAUGCUUGGAGAAGUGACGGUCAAGUGGGUAGAAGCGUUACAAUUACGAUUACCAAUGUGUUUCAGCGGAGCGAUAUUUGGAGCGUUCCGAUUGCGUCCAAGGCAAAGGAAAUUAUAUCUCGAGCAUCAUCUGCCUUGGGCUAUUAACACAGGAAUUGAUACAAAAUUUCUCUUGGGAAUCUACUUCGAAGAACGUUGGGAGCAACCCCUUGCCGAGUUUCAUCGAGAAACAAACAUCAUCCCUUUGGUGCCGAUAGAAACCAUUAGCAAUGAAAUCUGAAAUUCCUCGUACGCUUUUCCCUCUAACAGUCUUAAUAGUCUUACAUAUAUUAUAACACCAACAAUAGACACAGCUUAUUAGAUAGUGUAUAACAAUUUUUAUUUACCGUAACGUUGGAAAUAUGAAGAAUAUAAUUUUUAAUGGGAUACGUA
This is a messenger RNA of Bombus terrestris (buff-tailed bumblebee), 1317 nucleotides long. RefSeq names its product ubiquinone biosynthesis protein COQ4 homolog, mitochondrial. Gene Ontology annotation, biological process: ubiquinone biosynthetic process. The transcript has 4 exons. Gene Ontology annotation, cellular component: mitochondrial inner membrane; mitochondrion. The record is from RefSeq and is a predicted model, not a curated record. Lineage: Eukaryota; Metazoa; Arthropoda; Insecta; Hymenoptera; Apidae. The coding region runs from base 143 to 1165 and encodes 340 amino acids.